Tachyglossus aculeatus (Australian echidna) is the source of this 2524-nucleotide messenger RNA. RefSeq names its product metal regulatory transcription factor 1 (gene MTF1). Gene Ontology annotation, cellular component: nucleus. The record is from RefSeq and is a predicted model, not a curated record. Gene Ontology annotation, biological process: positive regulation of transcription by RNA polymerase II; central nervous system development. The coding region runs from base 101 to 2353 and encodes 750 amino acids. Lineage: Eukaryota; Metazoa; Chordata; Mammalia; Monotremata; Tachyglossidae. The transcript is spliced from 11 exons. Gene Ontology annotation, molecular function: RNA polymerase II cis-regulatory region sequence-specific DNA binding; DNA-binding transcription activator activity, RNA polymerase II-specific.
GGGGAAAUCAUGGGGCCGCCGGGGAGGCCCGCAGCCGGGAGCCGCCCGGACAAACCGUUACCUUCUCGUUGCUCGCACUCGCGCUGAACUCGGUCGGACCAUGGGGGAGAACAGCCCGGAGGACAACGUCAUCUACUUUGAGGCGGAGGAAGAUGAGCUGACGCAAGAGGAGAAGAUGCUUAGGUUUGUGGAGAACGGCCUGAUGCCCUCCUCCUCCGGGACGGUCUACGACAGGACAACCGUGCUCAUAGAGCAGGACCCCGGCACGCUGGAAGAGGAGGACGAUGACGGACAGUGCGGGGAACAGUUGCCUUUUUUAGUAGGUGGUCCCGAGGAGGGGUUUCACCUAAUAGCAGAUCAUGAAGGAAUGUCCCAGGGUUACGUGCAACACAUUAUCUCGCCCGAUCAGAUCCACCUAACGAUAAACCCUGGAUCGACUCCUAUGCCACGCAAUAUCGAAGGUGCCACGCUCACCCUGCAGUCCGAGUGCCCGGAGACCAAACACAAAGAAGUGAAGCGGUAUCAGUGCACUUUUGAGGGGUGCCCCCGCACCUACAGCACCGCGGGCAACCUGCGCACCCACCAGAAGACGCACCGCGGCGAGUACACCUUCGUCUGCAACCAGGAGGGCUGCGGCAAAGCCUUCCUCACCUCCUACAGCCUCAAGAUCCACGUGCGUGUGCACACGAAGGAGAAGCCGUUCGAGUGCGACGUGCAGGGCUGCGAGAAGGCCUUCAACACCCUGUACAGGCUGAAAGCACACCAGAGGCUUCACACGGGGAAGACGUUCAACUGUGAAUCGGAGGGCUGCAGCAAGUACUUCACCACGCUCAGCGACCUGAGGAAGCACAUCCGAACGCACACGGGAGAAAAGCCAUUUCGAUGCGAUCACGACGGCUGUGGGAAGGCUUUCGCCGCGAGCCACCACCUCAAAACGCAUGUCCGAACGCAUACCGGUGAAAGACCCUUCUUCUGUCCCAGUAAUGGCUGUGAGAAAACCUUCAGUACUCAGUACAGCCUCAAAAGCCACAUGAGAGGUCACGAUAACAAAGGGCACUCUUAUAACGCACUUCCAAACAACCACCUGUCUGAGGAUACAAACCACUCACUCUGCCUGAGCGAUUUGAGUCUGUUGUCCACCGAUUCCGAGCUGCGAGAGAGCUCCAACCCAACGCACGGCCAGGACCUGAGCACAAUCUCACCCGCAAGCAUCUUCGAAUCGAUGUUCCAGAACUCGGACGACCCAGGGAUUCACGAGGACUCUCCCCAGACAGCUGCCUUGAUGGCCAGUUUGAACGGCGACGCGGACCCCGGCCCCCCGGCGCCUCCGUCCGCGGGCGAUCCGGCGCCGCUGGCCCUCCCGCUCCUCCUGCAGCCGGGCCCGGCCGAGCCCCCUCCCUCCGCCGGGCCGCCCCCGGCCCCGCCGGCGCCCGCGGGGGCCGGCCCGCGGCCGGCGGCGUUUGGAAGCGGCCCCGCGGUCCUGCAGCCUCCAGAAGUGCCUGUCCCCGCCAGCCCGCAGUUCGCCGCCAACCCCCAAGAGUUCCUUCCGCCCCCCCGGGCCGCGCAGCCCGUUGUCCCGGGACUGUCCGUGGUGGCCGGGGCCCCGGUCCCGCCGGCGGCGACGGCGAGCGGGUCCGAGCCGCUGUCGGCCGUGGUGCAGACUCUGCCCCUGGGGACCGGCCCCGUGCUGGCCAGCAAUCCGACCAUCACCCUCACCCCCACUCCCAGCGCCGCCAUCCUGCAGUCCAGCAUAGUCAUGGGAGACCAGAACCUCCAGUGGAUUCUAAAUGGCGCCACCGGUUCACCUCCAAACCAAGAACAAAUGCAGCAGGCCUCUAAGGUAGAGAAGGUGUUCUUCACCACGGCCGUCCCCGUCGCCGGAAGUGCAGGGAGCUCCGUGCAGCAGAUCGGGCUCAGCGUCCCCGUGAUCAUCAUCAAGCAGGAGGAGGCCUGCCAGUGUCAGUGCGCCUGCCGCGACUCGGCCAAGGAAAGAGCUGCUAGCAGGAGGAAGGACUGCUCCUCCCCGCCCCCCGAGCCCACCCAGAAACCGGCCGAGGGCCCGGCCCUGCCGCCUCCGCCCGCCGCCGCCUCCUCCUCAUCCUCCUCGUCCUCCUCGUCCUCCUCGUCCUCGCCCCCCACCACCCCGCCCUCCCGCGAGCGGAGGCGGCCGGCGGCCGACCCUUCGGACCCUCAGCCCGAAACGUUAAGUGCCAUGGACGUAUCGGAGUUUCUGUCGCUGCAGAGCCCGGGCCCCCCCUCCCACCUGAUCCCCAUCGAAGCACUACUGCAAGGUGGCGGGGAGGGGGAGGAGGAGGGGGGCAGGAUCGGCCUGGCCAGCGACUUCUCCAAGUGAAGGGCCCGUGUGGCCACCGCCCGUCCCCUCCGCCAACCCCCCCACGUCGGGGUCGGGGGAGGGAGCGGCGCCCGACACUUGAAGGACGAAGAAGUUUUCCGUGGGAAAGCGGCUCGGUCACGCUUCUUUAUUCACGUUCCGGGAACGUCCAUUUUGAGGAACCGACCUUUG